Messenger RNA from Tachysurus vachellii, 4832 nucleotides. RefSeq names its product CMRF35-like molecule 8. Lineage: Eukaryota; Metazoa; Chordata; Actinopteri; Siluriformes; Bagridae. Bases 21 to 1088 code for a protein of 355 amino acids. The record is from RefSeq and is a predicted model, not a curated record. The transcript has 6 exons.
UCUGUGAGAGUGAACUCAGGAUGAAGAUCCUCCUCAUCUUCACCCUCUGUCUCAUCUCAGAUGGAGGAGCAUCAAAGAAAGUAACAGGAUAUUCAGGAGGAGGAGUUCUUAUUAAGUGCAAGUAUGAUACAGAAUACACAGAUAACCAAAAAUAUUUCUGUAAGGGUUCAAUGUCAGCCUGUUCUGAAAAAAUAAAGACAGGAGAUAAAAACCAGUGGGUAAAUUCAGGAAGAUUCUCACUGUUUGAUGACACCAAUUCAUCAGAGUUCUGGGUGAUGAUCAGAGAGCUCAAUGUAAAGGAUGCUGGGACGUACCACUGUGGAGUUAAUAUAACUUCAGGGAAUGACAUUAACACACCGGUGAAACUGAGGGUAAAGACAAAUCUGUCUUAUGGGAAGUCCAUCAGUAAGACUGUUCAUGCAGGAGAGGAUUUGACUGUCAGCUGUAAAUACCCAGAAUCCCUCAGGAGUGACCCCAAGUUUGUCUGCAGGUGGCUGCAAACUGCUGCUUGUUCUUAUAAUACAUCUGUUAAAGAAAGUACAAAAUAUGUAAAAACUGGGAAAAUAUCCCUGUAUGAUGACAGAGAAAAACAAAUCAUCAGUGUGAGUAUUAGAGAUGUAACUGAGCAGGACUCUGGUGAAUACUGGUGUGGAGCUGAAGUACCUUGGAGAUCUGAUCAUGGAUACAAAGUUUAUUUCACACGGAUCAACCUGACAGUUACUGGAUUUUCAGCUUCCACUGUGAUCACUGUCUCUGUAAUUCUGCUGCUGCUUCUGAUUGGAAUCAUUAUCCUCAUUCUGACUGUACAAAACAGACACAAGAUGCAAGCAGGCACAACUUUCCAAAAUUCAGGAAAUGACCAAGGGGUUUCUCUUGAUGUUCAUGAAUAUGAGGAGAUUAAAGACACCAGACAACUUUCUGCCUCAAACGCUGAAGUGUCCACAGUUUACGUUACUGCUCAACUACCCACAAUUUCCUCUGAUAAUCACGCUGCUUAUGUAAAGACAGAGUUACCCACAAACAUCUGUGAUUCAGCUGCUCAAAUGCCCACAAUCCCUUCUGACCAGAACAACUGCUCCAAAGCUUAGUUACCUACAUGUCUCUGAAGCAUGUCUCAGUGCUUGACUACCGCUCUCACAGACCUCUGUGCAAAUAACUGCUAUUCUUCAGUUUUCUAGCAAAAACUUUCUGGAAACAUCUAAAGAAGAAUAUUUGUGUACAUAAUUGCUCUGUUAUGAAAUAUUUACAUUAACAUUUAUGGCAUUUGACAGACGCCUUAAUCCAAAGCAACGUGAAAAAGUGAUUUUAAGUCUCUUUCGAUGAAUACAUUAACACUCGCUCACCAGGUUACAGACUUACAAAAUUCAACAAACAGGGGAGUGAUAUUUCAUAUCAUAAAAAGUGCUAGAUAUAAUACAUUUAUGGCAUUUUGCAGAUACCCUUAUUCAGAGCAACAUUCAAUGUUUUUUUAUAAAUAUACACAAACAACAAAGAUGUGUAGUUGCUAAGUCAUGUAUUUCAAGAAGACAUAUGUCUUCACACAUUGUUUGAAAAUAGCCAGUGUCGAGCUGCUCGGACCUCUAGGGGAAGUUCAUUCCACGACCUCAGGGCCAAAACAUCUCAUAGUCUUGCUGUAUACCUACCACUUAUCCUGAGAGAUGGUGGGACCAGCCGAGCAGUGCUGGUAGAUCUGAGGAAGCAAGGUACAGUGCAAGCAGUGAAAACAGAUUUGACGUAAGAAGGAGCUGGAUCAUUUUUGGCUUUGUAGGGAAGCAUCAGCAUUUUUAAUCUGAUGCAUGCAGAAUUUAGGCAGGCUGAAAACAAGUAGUGCAGCUGCAUUUUGGAUCAUUUACAGAGAAGGAAUUGCAUUUAUAGGUAGACCUGCCAGCAGUGAGUUGCAGUAGUCCAUUGUUAAAAUUACAAGAGACUGAAGAAGUACCUGUGCAGCCUGUGUGUACAGAAUCCUUGUGAUGUUUUAGAGAAGAAAGCGCCAUUAGCAUGUCACAUUAGCAACAUGCGAGGAAAAGACAGUUGGUUGUCAAUGGUUACCCCAAGGAUGCAAGCUGUAACCAAAGAGGAGAUCAUUUUGCAGGGAUAUUACAGGAUAUUGACCUGGGCAUGAAUCACCUGGGAUGAUUAGCAGUUCAGUUUUGCUGGGAUUGAGUUUCAACUGAUGAGCUUUCUUCCACAAUGAUAUGUCUGACAGACAUGCUUAGAUUCAAGCAGAGGCCAUGGUAUCUGAGGGAGGAAAGGAGAAGAUAAGUUGAUUAUCACCAGCAUAGCAUGUAACUUGACCAAGAGAGUGAGUAUACUGGGAGAAAAAGAGAGGAUCAAGUACUGAGCCCUGUGGGACACUAGUGGAGAGUCUGUGUGGAGCAGACAUCACUCCCCUCCAUGUUACCUGAUAUGGGUGACCUUCCAGGUAGGAAGCAAUUCCUACAGAAUCCAUUCCCAUGCUGAUCUGCUGAUCCCAAGACUCCUGAGGGUGGACAAGAGAUCUUGCGGUUGAUUGUAGGAGGAUGAGGAAAGAUGACAGCUUGUCUCAUCUAGCAGCAUGUAGAUUCUAGGAAUGCAGUUGUUAGGAUUGCAAGACUGGAUGAGUUGUAAAGCUGCUUCUGCUGCUAUAGUUGAGAGAUAUGACAAUGAAGGAGUAGGAUAAUCCUGGCUGUAAAAUGUAGGUACAGUCAGGGCAGAAGUGAAGGUCUGGAAGAUUUUCUCAAUGUAAAAGAAAGCAAAGUCUUCAGUAGACAGGGCAGAUGAAGCAGGGGGUGCUAGGGGGUUGAGUAGUGAAGAAAAGAUUUUGUGGAGCUUCUUGCUUUUCAUUCAGUCUGCAGAGAACUUGGCCAGGACUGUACAGUAAGAGGCAAGAUCUGCAUUGAGUGAUUUCUUCCACUUUCUCUCUGCUAAUCUUAGUUCUCUUCAAUUGCUGCACAACACAUCCAGAAGCAAAGGAGCAGAAUUGGAAGUCAAGAAGGAGUCAGGAUCAGGAAGAAAUGAAAGACUUCCAGAAGCUGCAGAAGAACGGGAGAUAGAGGGGAGCUUAUGACUGGACAGACAAAUUUCAUCCUUGUGUGUUAGGAGUGUUGCUGUUGAACGUCAGGGGGAAGGAGUCCAGAAGAGUCAGGAGGGAAAAAGACUGAAGCUUGUCAGAGGGGAGGAUUAAAUCACUAAGCACUGUCAGAGGGAUGCUCUUGGAAGGGAAUGCACUGAGCAGUGUGUCCAUUUCUUCCAGGAAGUCUCCUAGUGCACCAGGAGGACAGUAGAUGAAAAUGAUGACAAGGAUGAUUGGAGAGGUAACUGAAACGGCAUGAAAUUCAAAAGAAGAAAUGGUUACAUUUAUUUUGGUUAUAGCAGAGGCAUUCAAUCACUAUUUUAUUGUUUUACAGUUGUUUUACACAUAAGAGUUGUUUAACACCUUUACAGUUGUUUAACACAUACGCUUUUCCAAUAGACACAAGUCAAUCCGUUUUCAGUUUAAUAACCAUCACAGAAUCAGAGGUAUCACAGAUCAUUAAAUCACUUAGACCGUCUAGUUGUAAAGAUAUUUUUGGUAUGGAUACAGUGAUGCUCAAGGAGCUUAGUGCAACAGUCACACGCCCCAUUACCAAAAUUAUCAAUUUAUCAAUUUCACAAAAUAUGUUCCCCAGUAUGUGGAAAUCAGCUGUUAUUGUUCCCAUUUUCAAACGUGGAGACCCUCAUUCAAAUUAUUAACUAUCUAAAUACCACACCCUAUGCUCUCCACCCUAUGCAGUUUGGCUAUAGAGCCAAUUAUUCAACCGAAACUGCUACUUGCUUCUUUGCUGAAAAUAUUAGAGCCUUGUUGGAUUGAGGUGUGGUGGUUGGAGCUGUGUUCCUGGAUCUUAAGAAGGCUUUCGACACUGUCAAUCAUAAAGUCUUGGUGACAAAAUUAUGCAGUUCCCAACAUGUCAGAGUCUAGUCAUUUAAAUCAGCGGCUCUCAGUCUAUCUACCGGUCUUCCUCAAGGAUCAAUUUUAGGACCUUUGUUGUUCUCACUUUAUAAAUGACCUACUGUCUGUCUGUGCAGAUGUUUCUGUGUGUGUCUGUCCAGAUGUAUGCUGACACUCUCUGACACUGUAGUCUAUGUUCAUUGUAGGAAUAUUUCUCAGGUAGCUGCAAAAAUCACUAACUCUAUGGUUAAUAUCACAGAUUGGUUGAAACAUUCUUGCCUGCAGUUGAAUACAUCAAAAACAGUAGCAAUGCAUUUCACCAAGUCUAACAAUAAGUUCAGUGUUGAACCAGAUGUCUUUGUGUCAGGGGAAAGGCUACAGAUUGUGUCAGAGUACAAAUAUUUGGGGAUUGUCUUUUAAAUCGCAUGUAAAAAAGGUCUGUAAUAUAAUCACAUUCGACCUCAGUAACUUUAGACACAUUCGCCAUCAAAUGUCUAUCAAAUCAAUGCACUCUAUGAUUUUUUCACAUAUCUCUUACUGUUUGCCCGUUUGGUCACAGGCUAGUGUUACAUCUCUGAAGCCUCUUCAAUCACUUUACAAACGAACUGUAAAAAUUCUGGAUAGGAAAUCAAACAUUUCUCAUUAUUGUCCAAUAUUACAAAAAUAUAGAUUACUCAGCUGGGAAAACAUGGUAAAAUUCUCAAAUCUAUUCUUGUUUAAAGUCACCUCAGACUUGCUCAUUGGGGAUACAUUCAUACACAUUGUGAACUAAAUCUAUCUAAUAUGAAUCUUGAAUUUUGCAUUCUAUUAAUCUUUAUAUUAUUCUUUAUAUUAACCUUUUGUUCUAUGUUUAUGUUCUUAAAGCUGCUUUGAGACAAUGUCACUUGUAAAAAGUGCUAUACAAAUAAACUUGAAUUGAAUUGAA